This is a messenger RNA of Tetranychus urticae (two-spotted spider mite), 1012 nucleotides long. It is a transcript of the gene p24-1, whose product is annotated as transmembrane emp24 domain-containing protein. Lineage: Eukaryota; Metazoa; Arthropoda; Arachnida; Trombidiformes; Tetranychidae. The record is from RefSeq and is a predicted model, not a curated record.
AAUUUCUAUAUAAAGGAUGAGUAAAAUUAUUUGUGAUUCUGAAUCACAGAUUGAACGCUUAUUUUUUAAAUCUUGAUUCAUUUUUGACAUUUGAAUGCUUCUCCAUAUCGAUAGGUAAAUAAAAAAGUCGAUAGUAUCGUUCAUCAUUACUUUUCUUACACAAGCUGACAUGUACGUAAUGUUGUAUUUUAAAAGUCAUAUGUAAACGUGGAAUUUAGUAUUAGUUUUGAUUGUGGCAGUUUUAUCGUUCUUAUUAUUUAAUUAUGGGUUUUGUUAAUUCAAAAGAAGCCACCCUGGCUUUUCUUUCUUUAAUAUAUCCAAUUUUAAUGAUCGGAGCUGUUGAAUUGACAUUUGAGCUGCCAGACAAUGCUAAGCAAUGUUUUCAUGAAGAUAUUACACAAGGAACUAAGUCUACAGUUGAGUUUCAGGUUGUUACCGGUGGACAAUAUGAUGUUGACAUGACUUUAACAGGACCCAGGGAUGAAGUUCUUUACCAAGGAGUUAAAAAGCAAUUUGAUACGUUUACAUGGACUCCUCAACACACAGGAGUUUAUACUAUCUGUUUUAGCAAUGAAUUUUCUACGUUUAGUCAUAAAUUAGUUUAUUUUGAUUUUCAAGUUGGAGAGGAACCUCCUCUUCCAGGCACUGGUGAACACCAAACAGCAUUAACAAAAAUGGAAACGUCAACUGUAAAUAUUCACAACAAUCUCAACACAAUAAUCGAUGCUCAAACUCAUUAUCGUUUAAAUGAGGCUAAAGGAAGCAAGAGAGCUGUAGAUCUGAAAAAUCGUGUCACUUAUUGGUCCACAGCUGAAACUUUCCUUGUUUUCGUCAUUGGUAUUGGCCAAGUGAUGAUUUUGAAAAAUUUCUUCACCGACAAAAAAUCUAACACACCAUAUUGAAUAUACUAGCAUUUAAGAAGUCACCAUUUAUUUUGAAACAGCACUGAAUCCAUAUAACUGUGAAUCAAUCCAAAUAAAUCUAAAGUAUAAAAACUUUUAUUACUCACAAA